Molecule: messenger RNA, 2661 nt
Organism: Symbiodinium sp. CCMP2592
Lineage: Eukaryota; Dinophyceae; Suessiales; Symbiodiniaceae
Source: the annotation of a GenBank genome assembly
AUGCUCAGUGGUUGUGAUCCGAAUUGGACAGUCACGCCGGAGCGUGAAGAGAUGCUGGAAGAGCUUCCCGGAUGCAUUGCCACGACCUGUUCUGUGCUCUCGGUGCUUCGAUCUUUUUUGCAAUGCAGGGCGGAGAAGGCGGAUGCCAAGUUCAACAUCCUCAAGAAUCUGGAGCUCUUACGCGUUGUGGGCGCGAAUGAUCGGAUGUCGGUGAUCCAGUUGGUCCAAGUUGGGGUUAUGUUGAUCUACUUUUGUACUGGGGUUUUGCCGCACGUGGCGGCGGGGACUGCAAAGUAUGUGAUUCGUGACCGGGCGCACGUGGUCGGCGAUGGCAUGGGGACUGGUCUAGCCAACAUCCAGUUUCGGGACGCCCAGGGACGUCAGUGUGCACACGUCGCCAUCAUGUGCAUCGGCGAAGAGGCCUCUCAGCCUCGACUCGCACUGAAAGAUUAUAGUCUGGAAGUUCCGAAAGGGCCACGUGCACUCGCAAUCCAACAGAUCAACGAGUUGGAGCUACGCUGGGUAGAGCAGUGCGGCCUCUUCGUGGAGGCCGAUUGCCCGCAGCGCAUGGUCAAGAUGUUGGAUUUCACGGCUCUUGCUGCUUUCAGGGGCCUUGACCCUCCGGCGGUCUCAACGCCGGAGCUCUUGGAGGCGAUAGCGCAGUGCGAGCUCAUGUUGGACACGGCAUCCUCGGCGCACCGAGCCGUCGAGGCGGCUCGCAAUGCCGUCGCCCUGGCGCCCGGAGCGACGCUGACACUGCCAGAGGCGAAGCAGACGCUAGCGCGUGCACUGAUGAGUGCCUUCCGCGUUCCAGAGGCCAUCGAGAUGUACCAGCAGGUGCUGACCCUGCUUCCUGGCGAUCCGGAGGCCAGUGCAGAACUUUCCGAGGCCUCGGCAGCACUGAAAGCCCACGAACGGCGCUUGGCGACGCUGCCUGGAACUGAGGAGGAUUGGGCGGCGAGGCGCCGCCGGCUGCUCGCUGCGCUGCGAGCACAGCGCCGUCCCAAUUGGAAAGAAGCGGACUGGCAGGUCCAUGCCUUCGCUCGCCUGGACUUGGGGGCUAUCUACGGCCGCUGCAUGAACAACAUUGCAAGGGUUGAUGUGCACGAUGAGAAGUACAAGAACUUUGGGCGGGAGUACCAGAGUAGAUCCGUUCCUGCCGUGAUCAAUGGCGCAAUGCACAGAUGGCCAGCAAUGUCCCGCUGGAGCAUGGAGAACUUUGCAGCGGAUUUCGGCCAUCAGAAGAUCAUUUGCGAUCACCGAUUCGGCAUCCGCAUGCGCUUUAACGACUUCAGGGAUUACAUGGCAGAGCAGGAAGACGACACGCCACUUUACCUUUUCGACCACGCCUUCGGCGAGUACCCUUCGACGAAAACCCUUCUAGGUGAUUACGAGGUGCCCGAGGCUUUCCGGAGCGAUCUCUUGGCAGAGCUUGGACCGCUGCGGCCCCCGUUCAGAUGGCUCCUGCUUGGACCCCGCCGUUCUGGCAGCACUCUGCACAAAGAUCCUUUGGGCACGUCGGCCUGGAAUGCCCUUGUGUUUGGCAAGAAGCUUUGGGUCCUCUUCCCGCCCUCCACUCCACCGGAGCUCCUACGCCCGGAGGCAGAUGCGGACUUCAGCGAGGAGUCCGCCUCAUGCUGGUUUUUGCACUGGUGGAAGAGUGCCCGUGCACGGGCAUGGCCCGAGCAAUUCAGACCCAUCGAGUUCCUGCAGCAGCCGGGAGAGGUCGUGUUCGUGCCGGCACGAUGGUGGCAUGCUGUCUUGAACCUGGAGGAUUCGCUGGCGGUCACUCAGAACUUCUGCAACGAGUGGAAUGUGGGGAACGUUUGGAGAUGCACAUCGGCCACCCACCCUGUCCUGGCGCGGCACCUGCGCCAGAGCUUGAAGUGCCAGCGUCCAGAUCUUUGCGAAGCACUGAUGGCCAAGCAGUCACAGAUGGAAGGCGAUGAUCCCAAGGUGUCCUACGUCUUCGACUCGAGCAGCAGACGAGUUGCGCUUGACAAGCAGGAGGAGCCCAUGUCCUCCGACGACGAGUAUCUUACUUGGAUGGCGAACAGCCCCUUCAAGCGGCGGCGCUACAGCGGAGAAGAAGACCCCAAGCGACCAAAGAAGUCGCACGCAGAGCAGGUUGGUUCUGCACAGGCUGCCCGGAACGAACUUCCUUUUGGCUCCUCUGAGCUGGAGAAGGUAUUGACAGAGUUGAGGGCUUGGGAGUGCUUUGAUCGUCGCGCUUCUUUUCCGGCCAUGGACGCGGAGACCUUGGUGACCCUGGCCCGCGUGGCCGAGCGAGCGGAGCGCUACGACGAGAUGGCAAACUACAUGAAGAUGCGCGUGCAGAUGGGCUCGAUCCUGAAUCCCGAGGAGCGUGACAUGUUCUCAGCCGCCUUCAAGAAUUCGCUUACCGAGCGCCGCGUGGCAGUGCGCGUGGCUGACGGUGUGGAGCAGAUGGAGACGCUGGAGGGCCGCGAUGCCCACGCUUCUCUUGCCAGGGGCUAUCGCUCGAAGGUCGAGGCUGAGCUCCAGAGCAUCUGCGAAGAUGCCCUGGCCCUGCUCCGCAGCAAUCUUGUGCCGAACGCCGAGGCUGGGGAGGCCAAGACUUUCUACUUGAAGAUGCAUCAUGCCAGAGAUGCGGCGGGUUUUGGGAGUGUCGUCAGGGUUUAG